UGAGUCUGCUGUAUUGAACAGAACCCAAAAAACAUGGAAGGAUUUUGGUCCCACUACAUCCUCUGUCUAACCAUGUUUCUGACCCUAUUUCAUAAGUUAUCACACUCUCAACAAGAAUACCUAAACCAAACAGCCUUGAAUUGCUCUAGUUCUCCGGGUAUCUCAAAAGGGUAUCUAUGUGAUACAGGCCAUUUAAGAUCAUGCAACUCCAUUGUCACCUUCAGGUCUCGGACACAAUACAACACGGCAAUCGAAAUAGCCUAUCUUCUUGGCUCAGAAGCCUCUAAAAUUGCUGCACUUAACAACUUAUCAUCUUUAGUUGACAAGAUCCCAAUCAACAAGUUGAUCAUGGUUCCUGUUUCUUGUCAAUGUUCCGGCAAUAUUUUUCAACAUUCCACUCCUUACACCGUGGUAAAUGGUACAUAUUAUUUCAAGAUAGCUACUGAGACUUGCCAAAACCUGACCACAUGUCAAGCAUUGAUAGCUCAGAACUACUAUGACCCCAUUAAUAUUCCAGUCGGAGCUGUCUUGAUAGUUCCGGUGAGAUGUGCUUGUCCAAGCCAAAACCAAACAGCGAGUGGGGUGGUCUCGCUUUUGACAUACACAGUAGAGAUUGGUGACACAGCUGUCUCUAUCGGAAAGAUGUUUGGGGUGAGCGAACAACGCAUAUUGGAGGCCAAUAUGUUGUCUCAAGACAAAAAAAUCUAUGAUCAUACGCCUAUAUUGGUUCCACUGAAAAUGGAGAGUUGCUCAACUUACCCUGAAAUGUUCUUCUGUAACUGUUCAAAUGGUCAACUUGGUAAUGGAACCACCGGACUGACUUGCAUCUUAGAUGAUCAUGGUAAAAAAAUUCCAGCCAAAUUGGUAGCUUUAUUAGGAGUUGGCAUUGGAUUUGCACUCUUAUGCCUGUCACUAACAGGAUACAAGGUAUAUCAAUGGUUCAAUAAAAGGAGAAUAAAAAUCCGCAAGGGGGGAUUUUUCAAGCAAAAUGGUGGCCUUUUGCUUCAAGAAAAAGUCACAUAUAGUGGAAGCCAAGAGAAAGUGUUGCGAAUUUUUACUACUGCGCAACAUUUCGUCUCAACAAAUCAACUGAGCAAGUUCUAG
Humulus lupulus (European hop) is the source of this 1104-nucleotide messenger RNA. Its product is annotated as protein LYK5-like. The record is from RefSeq and is a predicted model, not a curated record. The coding region runs from base 34 to 1104 and encodes 356 amino acids. The transcript is spliced from 3 exons. NCBI's taxonomy places the organism in Eukaryota, Viridiplantae, Streptophyta, Magnoliopsida, Rosales, Cannabaceae.